UUGGACUCUUCCCAGGAACUGAUGUGCGUGCGCGUGGUGGGCCAUUAUGCUGCUGCACCUGUGUAGUGUGAAGAAUCUGUACCAAAACAGGUUUUUAGGCCUGGCCGCCAUGGCGUCUCCAUCUCGAAAUUCUCAGAGCCGGCGCCGGUGCAAGGAGCCACUCCGCUACAGCUACAACCCUGACCAGUUCCACAACAUGGACAUCAGGGGUGGCCCUCAUGAUGGCGUCACCAUCCCCCGCUCCACCAGUGACACCGACCUUGUCACCUCAGACAGCCGCUCCACGCUCAUGGUCAGCAGCUCCUACUAUUCCAUAGGGCACUCACAGGACCUGGUGAUCCACUGGGACAUCAAGGAGGAGGUGGACGCAGGGGAUUGGAUUGGCAUGUACCUUAUCGAUGAAGUCUUGUCUGAAAACUUUCUGGACUAUAAGAACCGUGGAGUCAAUGGUUCUCAUCGGGGACAGAUCAUCUGGAAGAUAGAUGCCAGCUCUUACUUUGUGGAACCUGAAACUAAAAUCUGCUUCAAAUACUACCAUGGAGUGAGUGGAGCCCUGCGAGCCACCACCCCCAGUGUCACGGUCAAAAACUCAGCAGCUCCUAUUUUUAAAAGCAUUGGCUCUGAUGAGACCGUCCAAGGGCAAGGAAGUCGGAGACUGAUCAGCUUUUCUCUCUCAGAUUUCCAGGCCAUGGGGCUGAAGAAAGGAAUGUUUUUCAACCCAGACCCAUAUCUGAAGAUUUCCAUCCAGCCCGGGAAGCACAGCAUCUUCCCUGCCCUCCCUCAUCACGGGCAGGAGAGGAGAUCCAAGAUCAUAGGCAACACCGUGAACCCCAUCUGGCAGGCUGAGCAAUUCAGUUUUGUGUCCUUGCCCACUGACGUGCUAGAAAUUGAGGUGAAGGACAAGUUUGCCAAGAGCCGCCCUAUCAUCAAGCGCUUCCUGGGAAAGUUGUCGAUGCCUGUCCAGAGACUACUGGAGAGACACGCCAUAGGGGAUAGGGUGGUCAGCUACACACUUGGACGAAGGCUUCCAACAGAUCAUGUGAGUGGACAGCUGCAAUUCCGAUUUGAGAUCACUUCUUCCAUCCACCCAGAUGAUGAAGAGAUUUCACUAAGCACUGAGCCUGAAUCCUCAGAAACUCAGGGCAACCUCAUGAACAGCCUGGUGGGAAGUGGCCGUGGGGAUCCUCCAGAUGAUGCAAUCAAUCCCUGCGAGAGAUUGAAGGCGGUGCCCUCGGGCGAGGACAACACCUUAUUUGGUGCAGAAAGUCAGAUCCUGGAGCCUGCAGGGCCCGUAGAGGAUGUGUCAUGCACCGCAGAGGCAGACAACCACGGCAAGGUGUUUGAGGACGCCGAGGGGGCUGGGGAGCCGCAGGAUACCCAGCCCUCCCUGAGUGCAGAGGAACUGGCCGAAGGGCUCGGCCUGGAUGAUGAGGCACCACCUUCGCUGCUUUUGGAGGAUGGAGAUGCUUUUACCAGCAAGGAGGAGCCGGGGCAGGAGGAAGCGGCGACAGGGAUUGGAGCAGGAGGGGAGGCAGAGGAAGAGGAGGCAGAGAAGCAGGAGCAAGGGGAGGAGGAGGUGGAGGUGGAAGAGGGUGAGCCUUGCAACCCUGAGCCGGAAGACCUUGCACUGCAGCUGAGGGGAUCGACCAAAAGGAGGAGCCGGCCCUGCUCGCUGCCGGUGUCGGAGCUGGAGACGGUGAUUGCAGCAGCCUGCGCGGACCCGGAGACGCCGCGCACGCACUACAUCCGUAUCCACGCGCUGCUGCACAGCCUGCCUUGCGCGCGUGAGGAGGGCGGCAUGGAAGAGGAGCCCACGCUGCGCGAUGCCUCAGACAAGGACGUGCUCAGCGAGGCAGAUACUCUAGCAGCUGAGCCACCAGCGAUGGAUGAGGACGGAGCUGAGCACCAGGGAGGCCCUCCAGGCCCGGAGACCCCAGGUCACCCCGGAGGCCACCUCCCCGGCCCCGAGGGUGAUGCACACCCCAGCACAGGCAGCGAGAGCGACUCCAGCCCGCGGCAGGGUGGCGAGCACAGCUGUGAGGGCUGCGACGCGUCGUGCUGUAGCCCCUCGUGCCACAGCUCCUCGUGCUACAGCGCGUCGUGCUACAGCUCCUCCUGCUACAGCGCUUCCUGCCACAGCCCCUCCUGCUACAACGGCGGCAGCCGCUUCGCCAGCCACACGCGCUUCUCCUCAGUGGACAGCGCCAAGGCCUCCGAGAGCACGGUCUUCUCCUCGCAGGACGACGACGAGGAGGAGAACAGCGCCUUCGAAUCGGUGCCAGACUCUAUGCAGAGCCCCGAGCUGGACCCUGAGGCCACCAAUGGCGCGGGGCCUUGGCAGGACGAGCUGGCUGGACCCGGAGGGACGGUGGCAAGAACUGCAGAAGGUCUGGAAUCCCCCAUGGCAGGUCCGAGUCAUCGGAGAGAAGGUGAAUGUCCUAUUCUCCAUAAUUCCCAGCCAGUAAGCCAGCUUCCUUCCCUGAGGCCUGAACAUCACCACUACCCAACAAUCGAUGAGCCUCUUCCACCAAACUGGGAAGCUCGGAUUGACAGCCAUGGGCGGGUCUUUUAUGUGGAUCAUGUGAACCGCACCACCACUUGGCAGCGCCCAACCGCGGCAGCCACCCCCGACGGGAUGCGAAGAUCUGGCUCAGUCCAGCAGAUGGAGCAGCUCAACAGGCGGUAUCAAAACAUUCAACGAACCAUUGCAACAGAGAGGCCUGAGGAAGACUCUGCCAGCCAAAGCUGUGAGCAAGCCCCCGCUGGAGGAGGUGGAGGUGGAGGGAGUGACUCAGAGGCUGAAUCUUUCCAGUCGAGCUUAGAUAUGAGGAGAGAAGGGUCACUUUCUCCAGUGAAUUCACAGAAAAUCACCUUGCUGCUGCAGUCCCCUGCCGUCAAGUUCAUUACCAAUCCCGAAUUCUUCACCGUGCUGCAUGCCAAUUAUUCGUUUUUCGUGGACCACAACAGUCGAGCCACCACUUUCAUUGACCCCCGCAUCCCUCUCCAGAACGGCCGCCUUCCCAACCAUCUGACUCAUCGCCAGCACCUCCAGAGGCUGCGAAGCUACAGCGCCGGCGAGGCCUCAGAAGUUUCUAGAAACAGAGGAGCCUCUUUACUGGCCAGGCCAGGACACAGCCUGGUAGCUGCAAUUCGAAGCCAACAUCAACAUGAGUCAUUGCCUCUGGCAUAUAAUGACAAGAUUGUGGCAUUUCUUCGCCAGCCAAACAUUUUUGAAAUGUUACAAGAGCGUCAGCCAAGCUUGGCGAGAAACCACGCACUCAGGGAGAAAAUCCAUUAUAUUCGGACCGAGGGUAAUCAUGGACUUGAGAAGUUGUCUUGUGAUGCAGAUCUAGUCAUUCUGCUCAGUCUUUUUGAAGAAGAGAUCAUGUCCUACGUCCCCCUACAGGCUUCCUUCCACCCUGGGUACAGCUUCUCGCCCCGCUGCUCACCCUGCUCCUCCCCGCAGAACUCCCCAGGUUUACAGAGAGCCAGUGCGAGAGCCCCUUCACCAUACCGGAGAGACUUUGAGGCCAAGCUCCGCAACUUCUACCGAAAACUAGAAGCCAAAGGAUUUGGACAGGGUCCAGGGAAAAUUAAGCUCAUCAUUCGCCGGGACCACUUGUUGGAAGGAACUUUUAACCAGGUGAUGGCCUAUUCCCGCAAGGAGCUCCAAAGGAACAAGCUCUACGUCACCUUUGUUGGAGAGGAGGGCCUGGACUACAGCGGUCCUUCUCGAGAGUUCUUCUUCCUUUUGUCUCAGGAGCUCUUCAACCCAUACUACGGACUCUUUGAGUACUCUGCGAAUGAUACUUACACGGUGCAGAUCAGCCCCAUGUCAGCAUUUGUAGAAAACCAUCUUGAAUGGUUCAGGUUUAGCGGUCGUAUCCUCGGCCUGGCCCUGAUCCAUCAGUACCUCCUGGAUGCCUUCUUCACGAGGCCUUUCUACAAGGCUCUCCUGAGGCUGCCCUGCGACUUGAGUGACCUGGAAUAUCUGGAUGAGGAAUUCCACCAGAGCUUGCAAUGGAUGAAGGACAACAACAUCACAGAUAUCCUUGACCUCACUUUCACUGUUAACGAAGAAGUUUUUGGACAGGUAACAGAAAGGGAGUUGAAGUCUGGUGGAGCCAACACGCAGGUGACGGAGAAGAACAAGAAGGAAUACAUCGAGAGGAUGGUGAAGUGGCGGGUGGAGCGUGGCGUGGUGCAGCAGACAGAGGCGCUGGUGCGGGGCUUCUAUGAGGUUGUAGACUCAAGACUCGUCUCAGUGUUCGAUGCGAGGGAGCUGGAGCUAGUGAUCGCUGGUACCGCAGAGAUUGACCUAAAUGACUGGAGGAAUAACACUGAGUACCGGGGAGGCUAUCAUGAUGGGCAUCUCGUGAUCCGCUGGUUCUGGGCCGCGGUGGAGCGCUUCAAUAAUGAGCAGAGACUGAGAUUGCUGCAGUUCGUCACAGGGACAUCAAGUGUGCCCUAUGAAGGCUUCGCAGCUCUCCGAGGGAGCAAUGGGCUUCGGCGCUUCUGCAUUGAGAAAUGGGGGAAAAUCACAUCUCUCCCCAGGGCACACACAUGCUUCAACCGACUGGAUCUUCCACCAUAUCCCUCUUACUCCAUGUUGUAUGAAAAGCUAUUGACAGCAGUAGAAGAAACCAGCACAUUUGGACUUGAGUGA
Molecule: messenger RNA, 4666 nt
Organism: Octodon degus (degu)
Lineage: Eukaryota; Metazoa; Chordata; Mammalia; Rodentia; Octodontidae
Gene: Hecw1
Product: HECT, C2 and WW domain containing E3 ubiquitin protein ligase 1
Exons: 27
Coding region: 47-4666 (1539 amino acids)
Biological process (GO): regulation of dendrite morphogenesis
Molecular function (GO): protein binding; ubiquitin-protein transferase activity
Source: RefSeq, a predicted model, not a curated record